Messenger RNA from Pangasianodon hypophthalmus (striped catfish), 7745 nucleotides. It is a transcript of the gene eml5, whose product is annotated as EMAP like 5. The record is from RefSeq and is a predicted model, not a curated record. Bases 539 to 6463 code for a protein of 1974 amino acids. NCBI's taxonomy places the organism in Eukaryota, Metazoa, Chordata, Actinopteri, Siluriformes, Pangasiidae. The transcript has 44 exons. Gene Ontology annotation, molecular function: microtubule binding.
UUUUCUGUGAACAAGCCCACGCCUAGCCGAUGACGCUGCCUCGCAGCUGAGCCCCAUUGGUCUGUUCGUUGUCACUCAAGGUUGCGCUGUAAAUUUUCCGUGACGUGAUUGGCUGCAUUGUACAUCCAUCAGCGCUGCUGCCUGUGAUUGGGUGCUCCAAGUGAAACGAUAUGCUAAAAAAAAAAAAAAAAAAAAAAAAAAAUUGAGGAUUUUCGCAAGGCACAAGAGCAAAGCCGCCUGUGCGGCCAGGAGAGACGAGAAGGUGGGCUUCACACUUUGCACCUGUGAAGAAGAAGAAGAAGAAGAAGAAGAAGUGCGAGGCUUUUAAAGACUCAUUAAACACAAGAUAUAAAGAAGUCCGUGUACCACAACAAGAUGCAAACAGAGCAAAGUUGAGAAGAGGCGAGGACUUUGUGUGAAGAAAAUGUCGUCGGAAGUCUUCUCUUCAGGCGGACAGGGUGCACUGACUGAGCGGCUGUGGUGAGCAGGGCUGGUCGUCGUGCAGGAAGAUUGGCUUCGGAGAGAAAUAAGUGCGAACAUGGCUGACAGAACAGCUCCAAACUGCCAUCUGCGUCUGGAGUGGGUUUACGGCUACCGGGGCCACCAGUGCCGCAACAACCUGUACUACACCGCCGCCAAGGAGAUCGUCUACUUCGUGGCAGGUGUAGGAGUUGUCUACAACACACGGGAACACAAGCAGAAAUUUUACCUGGGUCACAACGACGACAUAAUCAGUUUAGCUCUGCACCCAGAGCGUGUGUUAGUGGCCACGGGACAGGUGGGGAAGGAGCCAUAUAUCUGCGUGUGGGACUCCUAUACCGUCCAGACAGUGUCCAUCCUGAAGGACAUGCACACACACGGCAUUGCCUGUCUCGCCUUCGACCUCGACGGACAGUGUUUGGUGUCUGUUGGUCUUGACUCCAAGAACACAAUCUGUAUAUGGGACUGGAGGAAAGGAAAAGUGUUGGCAGCUGCUCCCGGUCAUACAGACAGGAUAUUUGACAUAUCAUGGGACCUGUAUCAGCAGAGCAAGUUGGUGAGCUGUGGAGUCAAGCAUAUUAAGUUCUGGAGUUUGUGCGGGAAUGCUCUGACCCCUAAACGUGGUGUGUUUGGAAGGACUGGCGAGCUGCAGACCAUCCUCUGUGUGGCAUGUGCCAGGGAUGAGGUCACAUACUCUGGUGCCUUGAACGGGGACAUCUACGUCUGGAAGGGAAUCAACCUGAUACGGACCAUACAGGGGGCACAUGGGUCAGGGAUUUUCAGCAUGAAUGCAUGUGAAGAGGGCUUUGCCACUGGUGGCAGGGACGGCUGCAUCCGACUGUGGGACCUGAGCUUCAAACCUAUCACUGUCAUCGACCUCAGGGAAACGGACCAGGGAUAUAAAGGACUGUCAGUGCGCAGUGUGUGCUGGAGAGGGGACCACAUCUUGGUGGGCACUCAGGACAGCGAGAUUUUUGAGGUGGUGGUGCAUGACCGCACCAAGCCUUUCCUCAUCAUGCAGGGCCAUUGUGAAGGCGAGCUCUGGGCCCUGGCGGUGCACCCCACCAAACCCCUGGCCAUUACUGGCAGUGAUGACCGAUCUGUCCGGAUAUGGAGCCUGAUAGACCAUGCUUUGAUAGCACGCUGUAACAUGGAGGAGCCCAUCCGCUGUGCAGCAGUGAGCACUGACGGCAUCCACCUGGCACUGGGUAUGAAGGAUGGCUCCUUCACUGUGCUGAGAGUCAGGGACAUGACAGAAGUGGUGCACAUCAAAGACCGCAAGGAAGCCGUUCAUGAGCUAAAGUACUCUCCUGAUGGGGCUCACCUGGCCGUGGGCUCCAAUGACAACUCGAUAGAUAUCUACGGCGUGGUGCAGCGCUAUAAGAAGGUGGGCGAAUGUGUAGGCUCCACCAGCUUCAUCACGCACAUGGACUGGUCCAGUGACAGCAAAUACCUGCAGACCAACGAUGGCAGUGGCAGGAGGCUAUUCUACAGAAUGCCCACUGGGAAGGAGGUAACAAAUCGAGAAGAGCUGAAGCUAGUCCAGUGGUCCUCAUGGACCUGUGUUCUUGGUCCAGAAGUGAACGGGAUAUGGCCCAAAUACUCUGACAUCAAUGACAUCAACUCUGUAGAUGCCAACUUCUCAAGUCAAAUUUUAGUAACGGCUGAUGAUUACGGAUUAGUUAAAUUAUUGCGAUAUCCAUGCAUAAAGAAAGGUGCAAAAUUCAAAAAAUAUUUAGGGCACUCUGCACACAUAACCAAUGUUAGGUGGUCACAUGAUUAUCAGUGGGUGAUAACUAUUGGUGGAGCUGACCAUUCAGUGUUCCAGUGGAAAUUUAUACCUGAAAGGAAGUCAAAAGAUACUCUCCAUAUAGCCCCACAAGAGAUGUUGGCAGAUUCAAACAGUGAGGAGUCGGAUUCUGACCAAUCAGACGUGCCUGAGUUGGACUCAGAGAUUGAGCAAGAAACACAGCUUACGUACCGACGACAGGUUUACAAAGAAGAUCUACCUCAACUUAAAGUGCAGUACAAAGAAAAGCAUCGAGUGGCAGCUAUGAAAAAAAGAGAAAGACCUCCAGCCAAUGGACUAAGAUUGCACUUUAUACAUGGUUACCGAGGCUAUGACUGCAGGAGUAACCUGUUCUACACUCAGACCGGGGAGAUUGUGUACCAUGUCGCUGCUGUGGGGGUGGUGUAUAACAGACAGCAGAACACACAACGCUUCUACCUGGGCCAUGACGAUGACAUCCUCUGUCUGGCCAUCCACCCCAUCAAAGAUUACGUAGCUACAGGCCAAGUGGGAAGAGACUCUUCCAUACACAUCUGGGAAACAGAGUUUUUGAAGCCUCUGUCUGUUCUCAAAGGAUUCCACCAAUUUGGAGUGUGUGCACUUGACUUCUCAGCGGAUGGAAAGCGACUGGCCUCAGUGGGUCUGGAUGACAAUCACACCAUUGUGCUUUGGGACUGGAGGAAAGGAGAGAAGCUCUCAGCUUUCCGGGGGAGCAAGGACAAGAUAUUUGUUGUUAAAAUCAAUCCAUAUAUGCCUGAUAAGCUCAUUACUGCUGGGGUGAAGCACAUGAAGUUCUGGCAUAAAGCAGGUGGAGGUCUGAUUGGGAAGAAAGGCAGCAUAGGGAAGACUGAGACCAUGAUGUGCGCAGUAUAUGGCUGGACAGAGGAGAUGGUGUUCUCUGGGACAUGCACUGGAGACAUCUGCAUCUGGAGGGACAUGUUCCUAGUGAAGACAGUUAAAGCUCAUGAUGGACCAGUCUUCAGCAUGCAUGCUCUAGAAAAGGGGUUUGUGACUGGUGGGAAAGAUGGAAUAGUUGCUCUGUGGGAUGACACAUUUGAGAGGUGCCUCAAGACAUAUGCUAUUAAGAGAUCUGUGCUUGCCCCAGGGUCCAAAGGAUUAUUACUGGAAGACAACCCCUCCAUUCGUGCCAUAUCUCUGGGACAUGGACACAUACUUGUAGGAACGAAGAAUGGAGAGAUUCUGGAGGUGGACAAAACUGGACCUAUCAUUCUCUUAGUCCAGGGUCAUAUGGAGGGAGAAGUAUGGGGUUUGGCCACCCACCCUCACCUGCCGCUGUGUGCCACUGUGAGUGAUGACAAGACCCUGCGUAUAUGGGACCUCUCUCCCAGCCACUGCAUGCUCGCUGUACGCAAACUCAAGAAAGGUGGUCGCUGCUGCUGUUUCUCUCCGGAUGGCAAGGCUCUGGCAGUAGGUCUAAACGAUGGCAGCUUCCUUAUUGUUAAUGCAGACACUUUGGAGGACCUGGUGUCAUUCCACCACCGCAAGGACAUCAUCUCCGAUAUCCGCUUCUCUCCUGGUGCUGGGAAAUAUUUGGCAGUAGCCUCAGGUGACACGUUUGUGGAUAUAUACAAUGUGAUGAGCAGCAAGAGAGUGGGUGUAUGUAAAGGCUCCAUGAACUAUAUCACUCACCUGGACUGGGACAAAAGAGGGAAGCUUUUGCAGGUCAACACUGCAUCUAAGGAGCAGCUAUUUUUUGAGGCCCCUCGUGGGAAGAAGCAAACCAUUCCUGCCAUAGAGGUGGAGAAGAUUGAGUGGAGCACAUGGACAUGUGUGUUGGGGAGCUCCUGUGAGGGCAUCUGGCCAGUGGUUAGCGAGGUUACUGAGGUAACAACGGCAUGUCUUAGCAAUGACAGACAGGUGCUGGCAACAGGCGAUGACCUUGGAUAUGUAAAGCUCUUCAGGUAUCCUGUUAAGGGAAAAUAUACGAAGUUCAAGCGAUAUGUGGCCCACAGCACCCAUGUGACUAAUGUGCGUUGGACACAUGAUGAUUCUCUGCUGGUGACGGUGGGUGGAGCUGACACGUCUCUGAUGAUUUGGAGCCACGAAACUGAGGGCUGUCGGGAGGUGCGCCAGUGCGAUAGUGAGGAAUCCGACAUUGAGAGUGAAGAUGAUGGGGGGUAUGAUAGUGAUGUGACUCGAGAGAAUGAGAUCAACUAUGUAAUCAAAGCCUUAUCUACCAAUAUGAGACCCAUGGCAGGGGUCAAGCCCCACUUACAGCAAAAAGAGCCUUCAGCUGAUGAAAGGCAGGGGGUAGUCAGGGGCUCAAGACCCCCAGUAAGCAGGGCUUUACCAGUGCCAGAGAAACUGCAAACCAACAAUGUGGGCAAGAAGAAAAGGCCCAUUGAGGACCUGGUGCUAGAACUGGUGUUUGGUUACCGGGGCAACGAUUGCCGGAACAAUGUGCAUUACCUAAAUGAGGGGGCGGAUAUAAUCUACCACACGGCUUCAGUUGGAAUCGUCCUUAACUUAACAACAGCAUGCCAGAGUUUCUAUAUGGAACACAGUGAUGACAUUUUGUGCCUCACCAUUAAUCAACACCCCAAGUUCCCCAAUGUGGUGGCAACUGGCCAAGUAGGUGAUGCUGGUGAUAUGUCAGCCACAUCUCCUUCCAUCCAUGUGUGGGAUGCCAUGAACAAGCAGACGCUGUCUGUGCUGCGCAGCUAUCACUCACGGGGCAUCUGCUCAGUCAGCUUCAGUGCCACUGGCAAGCUGCUCCUCUCUGUCGGCCUGGACCCUGAGCACACUAUCACCAUCUGGAAGUGGCAGGAAGGUGCCAAAGUGGCCAGUCACCCUGGCCACACACAGCGGAUCUUUGUGGCUGAGUUUCGGCCAGACUCGGACACUCAGUUUGUGUCUGUGGGCAUAAAGCAUGUGCGCUUCUGGACGCUCGCUGGCCGGGCUCUGCUCAGCAAGAAAGGAGUGCUCAGCUCCAUCGAGGAUGCCCGCAUGCAGACCAUGCUGUCUGUGGCAUUCGGAGCUAAUAACUUGACAUUUACAGGUACCAUUAGUGGAGAUGUGUGUGUAUGGAAGGAACACAUUCUAGUACGAAUUGUGGCCAAGGCACACACUGGUCCUGUCUUCACCAUGUACACCACGCUGCGAGAUGGCCUCAUCGUCACAGGCGGCAAGGAGCGACCGUCUAAGGAGGGUGGUGCGUUGAAAUUGUGGGAUCAGGAGCUGAAGCGCUGUAGGGCUUUCAGACUGGAGACUGGUCAGAUCAUCGACUGUGUGCGCUCUGUCUGCAGAGGCAAGGGUAAAAUCCUUGUGGGCACACGGAAUGCAGAGAUCAUUGAGGUAGGGGAGAAGAAUGCAGCCUGUAACAUCCUUGUGAAUGGCCACAUGGACGGCCCCAUCUGGGGACUGGGAGCUCACCCUACACGAGACGUUUUUCUGUCUGCUGCAGAGGACGGCACAGUACGCCUCUGGGACAUUCCUGAGAGGAAGAUGCUGAAUAAGGUGAACUUGGGUCAUCCUGCACGCACUGUCAGCUAUAGUCCUGAGGGUGAUAUGGUGGCAAUCGGCAUGAAGAAUGGAGAGUUCAUCAUCCUCCUUGUAACGUCCCUGAAGAUCUGGGGCAAAAAGAGAGAUCGCCGCACUGCCAUCCAGGAUAUCAGGUUCAGUCCAGAUUCACGCUACCUUGCUGUUGGCUCAAGUGAGAAUGCUGUAGAUUUCUAUGACCUGACCUUGGGACCUCAGCUGAACCGCAUUAACUGCUGCAGAGACAUCCCAAGCUUUGUCAUUCAGAUGGACUUUUCUGCUGAUAGCUGUUAUAUACAGUUGUCCACUGGUGCUUAUAAACGGCUGGUUUAUGAAGUGCCUUCUGGAAAGCAUGUGACAGAGCAGGCAGUCAUAGACAGAAUCACCUGGGCCACCUGGACAAGUGUUCUGGGGGAUGAGGUGGUGGGAAUCUGGUCCCGCAACACAGAUAAAGCCGAUGUAACAUGCGCCUGUGUUUCCCAUUCCGGCCUCAACGUGGUCACAGGUGAUGACUUUGGGAUGGUAAAGCUGUUCGACUUUCCAUGUCCAGAGAAAUUUGCCAAACACAAGCGCUUUCUAGGCCACUCAGCCCAUGUGACCAACAUUCGCUUUACCAACGGGGACCGGUAUGUCAUUAGUGCUGGAGGUGACGAUAGAAGUCUGUUUGUAUGGAGGUGUGUCCAUGUUCCUCACUGACACACUCGAUGCCACUGUAGGCCUCGAGGAAAAGUGAAGAGGAGCGAGCGUCCAGGACGGAUGCUCUUGGUGGGUGUUAGUACCCAAUGUUUCCAGAACCAGGUGCAUGUAUCUGAACAAGCGUCCAGUCCCUCCUUUACACCUGCCUGAACCACACUGUACUGUCUGCUCAGUCUCAUUGAUGCUGAAAAAGAGAAUUUAAUUCUCUAAUCUCAUCAAGGUGAUGUCUGAAAUAUACUGUAUGUAUCCCCUUCCCUGUGUUUCCCACUGUCCCUUGUUUGAAGAUGGAAUGUUUUUUUUUUUUAAUUAUUUGUGGUAUGUCUGCAUCAUUGUUCCUUGAGGUGUGUACGAGUUUCUUCCAAUCAAAUGACUAACAAAUGUGUAGCAAGCAAAACAGGAUUAGCCUUAAAGCAGUCUUUUUAAGAUAUGUUGGACCUCUUGGUUUAAAAGUUUCCUUUUUACAUCAUCACACUCUUGUUUUUAUGCGCUUACUACAUCUCGAUGUAUUCGUUCUUUAGUCUGAAAUCUUUUCAUUAACGAUCAGAACUCUUGUGGCCUUCUCCCUGAAUGUAACACAGCUGUUAUAUUCUUGGAUGUCAGCAUGCCAAAGCAUACUAUGCACUGUAUACUUGACCUGCUCACUGUGGUUCUCCAGUGGUCUUUACUGUCGUCCUUGAACAUGGUAUUCACUCAUCAGACCUCAGAUCCUCCCUGCACAUGUAGGUGGCAUUCCUAACCGUAGCAUCUUUAGCUUGAGCAGUAACCGUGAUUUCUGUGUGCAAAAGUGUGUGCGUGUGUGUGUGUGUGUGUGCGUGUGUGUGUAGGUAAGAAAUGUAGGCUCUGUAUCUUGUGUCUCAGAACAAACUUUUAAAGAAAAGAUGAUUCUUAUUAAGUCUAUAAAAAAUAUUAAUAAAUGGGAAGGGAGGAUGUGUGUUGAUGCUGUGUUGCAUCAUAUCAAAUCAUUAUUCAUUGUGCUGCUAAAGCCUUUUAAGGUCAUGUAUCAUGUUUAGGAAAGAGGAACUUGUUUCUUCCAUGAACAGAUUGAAUAUCACUGAACUGGAAUGUUCCAACUCAAGAAAAACAUAAAAGUAAAUGGAGAUUAUAACAUGCAAAAUGUUUUCUAUUUCAUUUGUUGUCAUACUGAUAAAUAGUGCAAGAUGUGUUCAGUGCAUAUUUUGAUUUUCUGAUAUUAAUGUAAAUAUCAAUUGUAAAGGCAUUCUUUUGUAUAUUUUUGUGAAAUGUUUUCUUAAAAGUCAAAUUUGAUUAAAAAAUGAGUGUAUAA